AUGCGCUGCACUUCAGCCUUAUCCUUGGCUAUCAGCCUUUCGACAUGUGUCACCGCGGCUCCCGAGAGUCCCUUCAUUGGCACCCUGCUUGAUCCACUACAGCAUGUCAUCCAGUCCGCAUAUGCUGGCGAUGGACUCAAGGUUGGAAAGCUCGGUGAAUUGGGAGGCAUCCCAGGUGUCGACGCUACCUAUGACUACGUUGUAGUAGGAGGAGGCACUGCAGGAAACACCAUCGGUUAUCGAUUGGCUAAAGCUGGGUUCAGCGUCGCUAUUGUCGAAGCUGGAGGUUUUCUCGAGAUUGCCAAGCCAAUCCUUGCUACAGCACCUGGUGGAGUGACAGCCGGUAGUGGUUCCAGUCUUCUGGACUCUAACCCUUUGAGGGAUUGGAGAUUUACUACUACACCACAGACAUCUGCCGAUGACCGUGAGAUUCACUAUGCUCGCGGAAAGGUUCUAGGUGGCUCAUCUCAGCUCAACUUUCUGGUCUACCACCGACCUACCAACGGCACUAUGGCUAAGUGGGCUGAGGAGGUCGGCGACGACAGCUACCAAUGGGAUCAAAUGCUGCCUCAUUUUCAGAAGACCGCCACAUUCACACCUCCCGAUAACACCAAGCGUGGCGCAUCUAUUGAAACCGACUACGACGCAUCCGCUUUCUCAUCCGAGGGAGGCCCUGUCCAAAUCAGCUACGCCAACUAUGUUCCUUCCUGGGCUGCCCUUGUAGCAAAGGGUCUCAACUCUCUCGGACUCAAGAGCAUUGACGGCUUCAGCAGUGGAAGCCUGCUCGGAUACUCAUACACCACCACCGCCGUCCGACCCAAGACCGUUACUCGAAGUGCAUCUGAUGACUUUGUCAAGGCUGCUCGAGAUGAGAAGCUCAAGACCCUCAAGGUCUACACUCAAAGUCUGGCCAAGAAGGUGCUGUUUGACGACAAGAAGAAGGCGACUGGUGUCGAGGUCUCUUCCAUCGGUAUGGACUACACUCUCAAGGCUCGCAAGGAGGUCAUUGUCAGCGGUGGAACUUUCCAGUCUCCUCAAAUCUUGAUGGUAUCUGGUGUCGGUCCCAAGGAGCAUUUGGAAGCAUUCGACAUUCCUGUUGUCGCAGACCUUCCUGGUGUUGGACAGAACCUGUGGGACCACAUUCUCUUUGGACCUUCUUUCGAGGUGCAGGGUCUCGAGGACACUCUUAGCGUGGCUAUCAACGAUCCUGCUGUCUUCCAAGGUGCUCUCGAUGCCUACAUCCAGCAGCAAGCUGGCCCAUUGACAUCCAACCAAGUCGAGCUUCUUGGAUGGGAAAAGGUUCCUGAGAAGUACAGAUCCAAGUUCUCCAACUCAACUCUCAAGGAUCUUAAGGCUUUCCCUGAAGACUGGCCUGAGGUGGAGUUCAUCCCUCUUAACGUCUACUCCGAAGAUUGGUCAUUCCCCAUUCUUCAGCAACCCACCGACGGCAAGAAGUAUACCAGCAUCAACGGUGCUCUCGUCGCUCCCCUUUCUCGAGGCAACAUCACUCUCCAGUCCAACUCUACUUCCGACGCGCCUCUCAUCAACCCCAACUUCCUCGCUGACAAGGGUGACCAAGAGGUCGCCAUCGCUCUGUUCCGUCGUCUUCGCGAGGUCGCCAAGUCGGGUCCCUUGAAGGAUACCGUUCUCAAGGAAGUCUACCCUGGUGAGGAGCACGAGUCCGAUGAGCAGAUUCUUGCUGUUCUUCGUGAUACUCUCAUGACUGUCUGGCACGCUGCUUGUACUUGCAAGAUGGGCAAGAAGGAGGACAAGAUGGCUGUCCUUGACUCCAAGGCUAGAGUGUAUGGUGUCCAGGGUCUUCGUGUUGUCGAUGCUUCUUCCUUCCCCGUGCUUAUCCCUGGUCAUCCCAUGGGUACUGUCUAUGGGUUGGCUGAGAAGAUUGCGCAUGAGAUUAUCAAGGGCCAGGAGAGCGAGGGUGCUGGGUAUGAGGUUGAUAUUGAGGUCUAA
Messenger RNA from Fusarium pseudograminearum CS3096, 1968 nucleotides. RefSeq lists its product as uncharacterized. The transcript has 2 exons. Gene Ontology annotation, molecular function: oxidoreductase activity, acting on CH-OH group of donors; flavin adenine dinucleotide binding. NCBI's taxonomy places the organism in Eukaryota, Fungi, Ascomycota, Sordariomycetes, Hypocreales, Nectriaceae. The coding region runs from base 1 to 1968 and encodes 655 amino acids. Gene Ontology annotation, biological process: secondary metabolite biosynthetic process. The record is from RefSeq and is a predicted model, not a curated record.